Molecule: messenger RNA, 3550 nt
Organism: Rhineura floridana
Lineage: Eukaryota; Metazoa; Chordata; Lepidosauria; Squamata; Rhineuridae
Gene: SLC2A12
Product: solute carrier family 2 member 12
Exons: 6
Coding region: 250-2040 (596 amino acids)
Biological process (GO): transmembrane transport
Cellular component (GO): membrane
Molecular function (GO): transmembrane transporter activity
Source: RefSeq, a predicted model, not a curated record
AUUGACAUAAACAAGCUCGCCCAGAAUAGCAACAGCCUGUGUCACUGAAAAGGGCAAAGCCUGCUGGAAGAGAAAGAAAAAGUUGCUCACGGAUUGCUUGGCUACUUUCAGAUUUUAAUCAGCUUCUGUGACAUGCUGCCAUGAUCAGGAGCAGAGUAGGGACCACCAGCUUUGACAGCAAGGGUAAAACUGUCACCCGGUAGAGACCUUCAGCACCUAGAAGCAAAGUUGGAGAGCUGUUCCAUAGCCAUGAUACCUGUGCAGAACACAGAGGACCUCAACCAGCAAUGCCAGAAAAUAGGAGAGGAGUUGAACCAAUGCAGCAACAACCUGCACAAGCUUCCUGCUCAAACAGGAUUUGGAAAGCUUACUCUUCUGUCAUCUGCCAUUGCUGCUAUCAGUGGCCUUAUGAUGGGUUACGAACUAGGAGUUAUCUCUGGAGCUCUUCUUCAGCUAACCAGCAUACUAGUGCUUUCAUGCCGACAACAGGAAAUAGUUGUAAGUGCUCUUCUCAUUGGUGCCUUGCUGGCUUCAUUAACUGGUGGGAUUCUGAUCGACAAAUAUGGGAGGCGAGUUACCAUUAUGUUAGCAUCUUGUUUACUUGUACUGGGCAGUCUGAUGCUGAUACUGUUUGCCUCAUAUGGACUACUUAUAGUAGGACGGAUUGCAAUAGGGGUUUCCAUUUCACUCUCUUCCACUGCAACAUGCGUGUAUAUUGCAGAGAUUGCCCCACAGCACAGAAGAGGCUUGCUUGUGUCUUUGAAUGAACUCAUGAUCGUAAUGGGUAUCCUUUUUGCCUAUGUUUCAAAUUAUGCCUUUGCCAGUGUUUCCCAUGGGUGGAAGUACAUGUUUGGCCUCAUCGUUCCAUUGGGAAUUUUACAAGCCAUUGCUUUGUAUUACCUUCUGCCGAGUCCUCGUUUCCUGGUUAUGAAAGGCUUGGAUGAAGCUGCUAGCAAAGUACUUGGAAAACUCAGGACAACUUCAGACACUACUGAAGAACUCGCUAUGAUCAAAUCGUCCUUGAAAGAUGAGCACCGGUACUGUUUCUUGGAUCUGUUCCGUUCAAAAGACAACAUGAGGGCUCGGAUGCUGAUAGGAUUCAUUUUAGUGUUUUUUGUACAAACAACAGGGCAACCUAACAUCUUAUAUUAUGCAUCCACCAUUUUGAAAUCAGUUGGAUUCCAGAGCAAUGAGGCAGCUAGUCUGGCCUCUACCGGUGUUGGAGUGGUCAAAGUGGUCAGUACAAUCCCAGCCACCCUUUUUGUGGACCAAAUAGGAAGCAAGACAUUUCUCUGUAUUGGUUCAUCCCUCAUGUCUGUGUCAUUAUUCACCAUGGGAUUGGUGAUACUUAAUAUACACGUGAAUUUUACUACUGUCUGUCGAAACCAGUCCUUGGAAGAUACCACCUUCAAUGGAGUGGGAAAACUGACCUCCACAAAUGAAACUCUUAAGGAGCAAUUUGUUAGCAUGGCUUUAUCUAGCAAAAAUUCACAAUGGAAGGCUAACAUUGCUAAUGUGGAGGAGCAGAACAGGACAGCCUGGGUAGGGGGGCGAGCCCCUGCCACAAGCCAAGCAGAAUCCCAGGUGGCAACAGGAGCUAUGGAAGUUCCAUCAGCUCUGAAAUGGCUUUCUUUGGCUGGCCUGCUAGUUUACGUUGCUGCUUUCUCCAUAGGACUUGGACCAAUGUCUUGGCUAGUAUUGAGUGAAAUAUUUCCUGGCGGGAUCAGAGGAAGAGCAAUUGCUCUAACCUCCAGCAUGAACUGGGGUGUUAAUCUCCUAAUCUCAUCAACCUUUUUGACUGUAACAGAUCGUAUUGGCUUACCAUGGGUCUGUUUCAUUUAUGCACUGAUGAGCCUAGCAUCAUUAGUGUUUGUCAUUGCCUUUAUACCCGAGACAAAAGGAUGCUCCUUAGAGCAAAUAUCUAUGAAACUGGCAAAACAAAAACAGGCAGCGAAUACUCUGUGUUGGAGAGGCCAGUGGCAAGAUCAAUUGAUGCCUAUAGAACUUCCUACCAAAGAAGUCCAUGAACAAUUCUACUAGACAGAGCCAGGUGCACAACCCCCAUGCCAGAGCAGCUGUUGUUUUUUUAGAGGACAAAAUGGUAAAACACUCAAGAAUGCUGACACUCAUGUUUAGUCUUUUGCUCUAACUUAGGUUUUCUGUAUUUUUAUUCAAUGGACUCCAUAAAAAAAAUUCACUCUAAAGCACAAAUCUCUCAAAUAUUAUCUUCCUAUGGCAGGGGAACUGGAUAUAAGCAUAUCCUCCAUAUUGUAUCUCCAUAAACCAAAGAAGUGUCUUUCAUCAGUUGUUUAGGGCUUAUGGAUCUGACCAAAAUGGAUCUGGGCAUGUCUGGAUUAUAGGUGGGGUAGUUUUUUAAUUAUUUUUAAAUUCUGUAACCCACCCUGAAACCUUCUGGUAAAGGGUGGGUAAGAAACACUAAUAAUAAUAGUAAAAUACUAUGCAUCAGUUUGUAAUGCUAAAAGUUUAGCAUUACGAUCAAACUAAAGCACAUCUUAUGAUGCCCAGAUCCAGUAUGGUCAGACAGCAGCUAAACCAUGAUUUAGGACUAUGUGAAUGAGCCUGCUUGAGCACUCACUCACCUCCAGCAUGGCAGUGAGGAGAUGGGAAGCAUCUGCUUCCUAGUUUAAAUAAACCACAAACUAAGCAGUUUGGCCCUCUUGGGUCGCAACAGUAAGUUGAUCAGUUUAAAGGAGGAAGAAGAUGCUGCCAAUCCCUCCCUUGUGACCACACUACAAGAGGGGAAGUGCAUCAAGGCUUAGUCCCAUGGCACUAAACUAUGAAGUCCUCAACAAACCUUUCUGUUGUGUCUUGAAAGACUGCACCAGGGGUGGAGAAACUUUGGCCGUUCAGAUGUUGCUGAACUACAACCCAUCAGCCCUAGCAAGCAUCUGGAGGGCCAGGAUCCCCACACUUGGACAAUGCAAACUUGAAACAUUAGCAAACCUUGGGCAUUAACUAAGGUGGCUAACCUGUGGCCCAACAACUCACAUAUCCCUGACCGUUGGCCACGGUGGCUAGUGCUUAUAGGAGUCCAACAUCUGGAAGGCCACAAAUUAGUCACCCCUGGGCUACAGCUUCUCUAGCAAAACGCCAAGAACAAUAAAGUAUGUUCCUAUUAAAGGCGUAAAGACAAGUUCACUUUUUUUAAAAGUGACUUAACUACUGUGUUUAAAUGGCCUUUUUCAACCAUUGACCUGUUUUUUUCCAACUCCUAUUUUUAAAACUUCAGUAUGGCUAUAGCAGCCCCAAUUUUAAAAACCUAUGGCUAUAGCAGCCCCAAACAUCUGAUCCCCUUCUACCUUAAAUAGGAAGCAAACAAAGCAGAUGAGUACUUGAAACAUUCAUGCCUGAAACACUACCGGUUUGGCAGAUACACAGCAUGGCUCAGUAACAUAUAAUGCAUGAAGCAGCCCAUAAUGGACUGCUGUUGCUCACCAUCCUUGUCCCCCCACUGAUCUGCUAGUCUGUAAAAGUGAUGUCAAUAUCUGUAAACAUAGAUUUGAUCCAGAAAUAUUUUCAUCUGCCACAU